AUGAAACUAUUCAAGUCACUGUUGACCGCGACGGCAGUCGCUGCGGUAUGCCUUGCCGGACCUGCGCAAGCGGAAGACAAGAGGAUCGCACUGGUCGUGAAGGCCCUUGGCAUCGGCUUUUUCGAAGCUGCUGCAAAGGGAGCGGAGGAAGCCGCCAAGGAAUUGGGUGAUGUUGAAAUCAUCUAUACCGGUCCGACGGACACCACAGCGGAAGGUCAGAUUGAAGUCAUCAACGCGCUGAUCGCCCAGAAAGUGGAUGCAAUCGCCAUCUCCGCAAACGAUCAGGAUGCGCUGGUUCCCGCACUGAAGAAGGCCAUGGAUCGGGGUAUCACCGUGAUUUCCUGGGAUUCCGGAGUUGCGCCGGAGGGACGCCAGCUUCAUCUGAACCCGUCUUCAAAUGAGUUGAUCGGCAAUAUGAUCAUCAAGCUGGCUGCCGAUCAUUUGCCGGAUGGAGGCGACGUCGCGGUGCUCUCGGCGUCUGCAACCGCCACGAACCAGAACAUCUGGAUCGAGGAAAUGAACAAGGUCAAGGACAACUAUCCCGGCAUCAAUGUCGUCGCCACCGUCUAUGGGGACGAUCUUGCUGACAAGUCCUACCGCGAAGCACAGGGCCUGAUGCAGACCUAUCCGGAUCUCAAGGCAAUCAUUGCACCGACGUCGGUCGGGAUUGUUGCUGCAGCACAGGCUGUUUCAGACGCGGAGAAGGCCGGACAGAUCAACGUAACCGGUCUCGGCUUACCGUCCGAGAUGGCCGGUCACAUCGAUUCCGGCGCGUCCAAGUCCUUUGCGAUCUGGAACCCCAUUGAUCUCGGAUACUCCGCCACCAUGCUUGCCUAUAAUCUUGCGACCGACAAGGCCGAGGCAAAGCCGGGCGGUGAAAUUCCGAUGGGUCGCAUGGGGUCGUUGACCCUGAACGACAAGAACGAAGGCGCGAUGGCCGAUCCGUUCACAUACGACAGUUCGAACAUCAACGAUUUCAAGGACAUCUUCUAA
Molecule: messenger RNA, 993 nt
Organism: Effrenium voratum
Lineage: Eukaryota; Dinophyceae; Suessiales; Symbiodiniaceae
Source: the annotation of a GenBank genome assembly